Molecule: messenger RNA, 1938 nt
Organism: Chinchilla lanigera (long-tailed chinchilla)
Lineage: Eukaryota; Metazoa; Chordata; Mammalia; Rodentia; Chinchillidae
Gene: Sdf4
Product: stromal cell derived factor 4
Exons: 7
Coding region: 300-1367 (355 amino acids)
Biological process (GO): calcium-ion regulated exocytosis
Cellular component (GO): endoplasmic reticulum
Molecular function (GO): calcium ion binding
Source: RefSeq, a predicted model, not a curated record
UUGCCUGCUUCUUCCCGAAAGAAAGAUGGCGGCAGCCUGAGCUGAGCCGCUGCUGGCGUCGCGGACGCUCCGCUGCGCUCCCCGGACCCUGCUCUGCGGGAGGCCGACUGUUAACCGCCUCCUGAGGUCUGAAUCCUGUGCUAUCUACCUUGAGCUUUCCAAACUGCGCUGGUCCUCGGAGCCCUUGGUAGGGCCCAAGGCUUGGAUUUGAACUGUGAUCUCCCGCUGAGCUCUGCUCCUCCCUAUCCCCACUCCCGGCCCAUACCUUGCCCGCUACUUCACAGCCUGGCCCCUUGGCCAUGGCUUCUGGGAAAGCCACCCUCUGUGGCCUGGCUGUACACUGCUUCUGGCUCCUGGGUUUUGUCCUUUUGAUGGAGGUUUCUGCACGGCCGGCCAAUCACUCAUCCCCCCGGGAGAGAGCAGCCAACAGAGAGGAAAAGGACCUCCUGCCCCCAGACCAUCUGAAUGGGGUGAAGCUGGAGAUGGACGGGCACCUCAACAAAGAUUUCCACCAGGAAGUUUUCCUGGGGAAGGAUGUGGGUGGCUUUGAUGAGGAUGCAGAGCCACGCAGGAGCCGGAGGAAGCUGAUGGUCAUCUUCUCCAAAGUGGACGUGAACACAGACCGGAGGAUCAGUGCUAAGGAGAUGCAGCGCUGGAUCAUGGAGAAAACAGCUGAACACUUCCAGGAAGCCGUGAAGGAGAACAAGAUGCACUUCCGGGCUGUGGACCCUGAUGGCGACGGCCACGUGUCCUGGGAUGAAUACAAAGUGAAGUUUUUGGCAAGCAAAGGCCACAAUGAGAAAGAGGUUGCUGAUGCAAUCAGGAACCGUGAGGAGCUGAAGGUGGAUGAGGAGACACAGGAAGUCCUUGAGAACCUCAAAGACCGCUGGUACCAGGCAGACAAUCCCCCUGCAGACUUGCUGCUGACAGAGGAUGAGUUCCUGUCUUUCCUUCACCCUGAGCACAGCCGGGGCAUGCUCAAGUUCAUGGUCAAGGAGAUUGUCCGGGACUUGGACCAGGACGGAGACAAGCAGCUCUCUCUGCCUGAGUUUAUCUCCCUGCCUGUGGGCACUGUCGAGAAUCAACAGGGCCAGGACAUGGACGACAGUUGGGUCAGAGACAGGAAGAAAGAGUUUGAGGAGCUGAUUGACUCCAACCAUGAUGGGAUUGUGACCAUGGAGGAGCUGGAGACCUACAUGGACCCCAUGAACGAGUAUAAUGCCCUCAACGAAGCCAAGCAGAUGAUCGCCAUUGCUGAUGAGAACCAGAACCACCACCUGGAGCCUGAGGAGAUCCUCAAGUACAGCGAGUUCUUCACGGGCAGCAAGCUGAUGGACUACGCCCGCAAUGUGCAUGAGGAGUUCUGAACACCAUGGCCCUGCAGCCCCCUUGCCCCCAAGGGGGCAUGGGCCAGCAUAGCCAGGGCCAGCGCUGGUCUCCUACCCAGGAGCACCCUAGAACCUCCCUUUUGCUGCUGCCCAUGACUACAUGCUUGGGCUCAGCUGGGGCUGUGCUACAGCCUGGGUUUAUUAAAGUUGUGCUUAGCAGGCUGUGUCCCUCUGCGGUGCCUGUUCCCAUAGGCUGCCUCCUGCCCGGUCACCUGGCAGUGUCUCUGUCCUGUGCGCUGACUGCUGCUUCUGCUUUUGAGAACUGCUGAGCCCUGCUGAAGGCACUGAUCAUGUCAGGGCGUGGAACUCUGGGGUGGCCACCGUGGGAAAUCACACAGCUCCUGCUGUUUCCUUGAAAACUGAAAGAUUAAGAUGAAACUAGACGCACUUUGCUGGAAAUGAGUAGCCAGGCAGCGCGGAAGGCGCCGCCUCCUUCCUGGGCUGGGGCUGGGGUGUGUGGGGUGGGGUCCUCCUCAGCUUGCAGUCUCUGAGAAAGAGACUUGUCACAGGAAUCAUUAGUUUACUUUAAAAUACAGUUGCCUUUUUCUCA